AUGAUUGAACAGGAGAAAAAAGAAAAUAGCAAUACUACAAAUCAGUCUAUUGGGGAUAUUCAAUUUCCUGAUUUAUCACAGAUUUAUUAUGACUUAAUAAACCAAAUUAAUCAAAUUGAUAAGUCUUCUGAUGAUAAAAAUUUAACUGGUGUUGAAGAAACUUUAAUUAGUAUGUUACGACCCUUUUUAUCUAAAGAUAUUUUGUAUGAACCAAUAAAAGAAUUAAAAGAACAAUACCCUCAAUGGCUUGAAAAAAAUAAAACAAUAAUUACAUCAGAAGAAUUUGAAAAACGAAUCAAACAAUAUGAUACUGUUUGUAAAAUUGUUGAACUAUUUGAACAAUCUACAGAACCUCCAAUGGAAAUAAUUGUUGAACUUAUUCAAAAAAUGGGUCAACCACCACAUGGAUUAGUUCAAUGUCUUGCUGAAUAA
Messenger RNA from Entamoeba nuttalli P19, 432 nucleotides. RefSeq lists its product as hypothetical. The transcript has 2 exons. Gene Ontology annotation, cellular component: peroxisomal membrane; peroxisome. Gene Ontology annotation, biological process: protein import into peroxisome membrane. Lineage: Eukaryota; Evosea; Mastigamoebida; Endamoebidae. The record is from RefSeq and is a predicted model, not a curated record. The coding region runs from base 1 to 432 and encodes 143 amino acids.